GAAUUUAUUGUGUGUGAUCAUGACAUAUUCCAAUCUAUAAAGAUUGACAUAAACUUCCCCCCCAUUGAGCCAGCCAAUUCUCAACCCCAACCAACCUCACCUCUCAAGUCUCAUCAUUUUCAUAUCAGCAAGCAAGAGACUAGAUAACAUGGCGGCCAUCAGUUUAAGCCAGGAAUUUGCUAGUCCAGUAGCAGCGGCCAGGUUGUUCAAGGCCUUGAUCCUAGACUCCCACAACCUCAUCCCCAAGCUCAUGCCUCAGGCCAUUAAGAGCAUCGAAAUCAUCCACGGCGAUGGAGGCGAAGGAAGCAUCAAGCAGAUCAAUUUUGCUGAGGGUACUCGUUACAAGUACAUGAAGAACAGAAUAGACAUCCUGGACGUCGAGAAUUUGGUAUGCAAGUACACACUGAUUGAAGGAGACGUGUUGGAGGACAAGAUUAAGUCUAUUGCUUACGAGGUGAGGUUUGAGGCUUCUCCUAAUGGUGGUUGUACUUGCAAGAUGAUGAGUGAGUACCAGGCUGCUGGUGACUUUGAGAUCAAUGAGGAAGAAAUCAGGGGUGGCAAAGAAAGAGCAAUGGGCAUGUACAAGGUUGUUGAAGCUUACCUCUUCGAAAGUCCUGGUGCCUACGAAUAGCUGCAGCCUCAAGAGUCAAGACAUAUUUUCUUCUCGCCAUUCAUAUCCACCCGUCUCUCUUAUUUUCAUCGAGUUUUUGGUUGUAGUCUUUGAAAUAUAUGGACAUGUGAAAUAUUAUAAUUUAUAAACCAACAGCCAUAGUUACAUAAGGUUAAA
Messenger RNA from Prunus dulcis (almond), 787 nucleotides. Its product is annotated as major allergen Pru ar 1-like. The transcript has 2 exons. The record is from RefSeq and is a predicted model, not a curated record. Gene Ontology annotation, molecular function: protein phosphatase inhibitor activity; signaling receptor activity; abscisic acid binding. Gene Ontology annotation, biological process: defense response; abscisic acid-activated signaling pathway. The coding region runs from base 149 to 631 and encodes 160 amino acids. Gene Ontology annotation, cellular component: cytoplasm; nucleus. Lineage: Eukaryota; Viridiplantae; Streptophyta; Magnoliopsida; Rosales; Rosaceae.